CUGUGUGUCAGCGCUGUUACGACGACGACCCGUUAUUCUCCUUAUUCCCCGAGUUCGUUGUCUCCAGAUGCAUUGAGUGAUUAUCGGAAGAAACGUGAUAAGAACAACAUCGCAUCAAAACGAUCUCGCCAGAAACGUGCUGAGAAACAACGAGAAAUGCGAAACGAAAAAGAGAUGCUGGAACGACGUAAUAUUGAGUUGAAAACUCUUCUUGGCUCGCUUGAGGUCCAGCUCGUCUAUACGAUUUUUUCAACAAUAAAGGUUGAAAAUUUUUUCUCAAACGACAACCGAAGUGUGCUGAAAUUUUGA
Angiostrongylus costaricensis is the source of this 309-nucleotide messenger RNA. The record is from the annotation of a GenBank genome assembly. NCBI's taxonomy places the organism in Eukaryota, Metazoa, Nematoda, Chromadorea, Rhabditida, Metastrongylidae.